CCCCCAUAUUCUGCAGACUUUAUUCUACUUAAAAGGCGCCAUUUACCACUCGCUCCAUUCAAAAUCUCCCCUAAACCUUUCCAAACCCUACCCGUUUUUUUUUCUUUCAUCUCGCCUACGCCAUGAUUUCGCACUCAUACGCUGCCGAUACGUUCACGAAGGCGAAUGAGUUGGCGUCCUCCGUCGCCGCCGCGCUUUCUCCGCCGCAGAUUGCUUCCGCCUGCUCCGCUUUGGAAUCCUUCCUCCGGAAGCACACUCCCGAUCAACAGCGAUGGUUCUUCUCCAUCACUUUUCCCGCUCUAAUUUGCAGGCUAUUUGGCUUCGAUGACUCUACGCCUCCAAAGCCCCGCCCUUGCAACGGAUGGAUCGAUGUUGCUACUUCGGAAAAAGAUUUGGAGCUUGCAGGAAGAAUUUUCAGCCUACUGUCACCAAACGGAGUGUUAUUAUCUUCAAUAUCAGCAGCUGACCAGAUUUCCCUUAUCAAAUACAUUUUUCCGAAUGAACGAUUGCCUGAGUGGGUUCGUUACAUGCUUCAAAAACAAGAUUGUGAGGUUUUAGGCAACAUGUGUCCUUUGUUCAAGGGCAGGGUUAAGGGAGAUCCAAAUCAGGGUUCUUCAUAUCAGGUUCAGUUAAAUGUUUUUGAAUACUACUUCUUUUGGUUUGCUUUUUACCCGAUUUGUAGAGGUACCAGCGAGGAAUCAGAGGCAGCAAAAGCUCCUCAGGCUAAGAAAUCUAGAUUGGAAAACUGGUCUUAUUCGAUCCCUGGUCUUUCGAGUAGUAAGCGUGAAACAGAAAAGAAGCCUGAGAGUAACUUGUAUGCACGAUUGCUGUAUGCAUACCUCCACUCUUUUGUAUCUGUCCAAGAUGUAAAUGUGUAUCAGCCAUACCGAAGUUCACUUCUUCAUUAUUCUCCAGGUUAUGAUAGUUGUGCUAAAGACCGGGCAGAAUUUGUGAUAAAUACAUUGAUCCAUUUUUGGCUGGUUGAUAAUGAUUUUUCACCCUUGCCUGUAAGCUUGUGCAAAGCAUUCGGUAUAUCUUUUCCUUUUAGAUCUGUUCUGGGAGAGACUCCACCUACACCUGGACUGGGUGAUGUGAUAAAUGUUUUUGUAAAGUAUUUGAAUCUGAAUAUACAAACUGCUAUGGAUGGGAUGAAUCUGAUAGAAUAUGUUGGUAGUGCUGGCUGGAAACUUUCAGGUUUAUUUGAUGUUAAGUCAAGAGAUGCUGCUAUCAGCAUACAUUCUGUUAUAUCAUGGAACACGUUGAUCCAGAGGCCUCUAUACAGAUUUAUUUUGAGAACCUUUCUAUUUUAUCCAGUGGAGACUUCCAUAAAGAAUGCAUCACAAGCAUUUUCUGCAUGGAUCAAUUAUCUGGAGCCAUGGUCAACUAAUCAUGAAGAAUUUGCUGAUCUUAAUGAGAGUUUGGGGCUGGCACCUAAGGAUUCUGCAGACUCUGUCCCUAGAUCGUCUUCUGGAUAUUCCUCCUCUUGUCAGGGAUUUGUGUUGGCCAAUUAUCUAUAUUAUAGCUCCUUGGUUAUGCAUUUUAUUGGAUUUGCGCACAAGUUCCUUCAUACAGAUACAGAAGCAAUUGUUCAGAUGGUUGCUAAGGUAAUAAGCAUAUUAACUUCAUCUGUUGAGCUCAUGGAUCUCAUAAAGAAUGUUGACACUGUCUUCCAUUCAAAAGCUGUUGAUUCGAAAAAAUCAGUGCUCUCUCCAGUGAACAGAUCCAUUCCAAUAAUUUGCCAACAAUUACAGGACUGGGAGGAUGGCCUGUGCGAGAAUGAAGCAGAUGGAUCCUUUUUGCAUGAGAACUGGAACAAAGACUUGCGGCUCUUUGCUAAUGGAGAAGAUGGCGGUCAGCAUUUGCUUCAGCUGUUUCUGUUGAGAGCAGAGUCUGAACUACAAGCAAUCUCCGUCAACACACUCUCCCAAAACCUCCAGUAUCUGGAUUCACUGAAAGCCCAAUUGAGCCAGCUGUUCGGAAGUCCAUUUACUCGGCAAUCACCACCCAUGCCCGGCGGAUCAGCAGCUGAGUCAGGACACCACCACCAGCAAUCCCGCGAUGAAAUAUUCAAGCCUAGAAGCUUCGGCCACCACAAUGGAGCCAAGAUAAAAUACAAGGGUGACUGGAUGAAGCGGCCUGCCUCCAACGACGAGGUUGCAUGGCUAGCGUCACUACUAGUGCAUAUAUCAGGUCUGGUUAAUGAGAAGCUCGGGCUGAACGAGAACCAAGGAAGAAGCAGUGGCUCGUCAUAUGUUGAAUUGGGUGUCCCCGACGGAAGCGUGCAUGGACCUAUUGAGACCGUGAAAGUGGUGCUGUGGUGUGUUGUUUGUUGGCUGACGUGGAUGCGCCGGAGCAUAGCUGAGUUCAUGAGAACACAUGGUUUGCGGGUUAAUCUCAGGCUGCUGGCUUCCAAGAAGUUUGUGGUUUUGAUUCCUUGGCGAAGAAAUGCAUAGAAAUUUAUAUAUAUAUAUUAUAAAUUCAACUAAGAAGAUGGUGGCGCCUGGAUCCGUCUGUACACGGCAGUAAACGUCUCCCCGCCAUUCCUCGCAACCUUCUGCCCCUCCUCCGUCGCGGUGCUCAGCAGCUCCACCACCGGAUCCGCCUGAAGCUCCGUCGCCGCCACCGCCUCAAACAGCGGAUGCUCUUCCAAACACGCCUUCAUCCAGACCCCGAGCUCCUCGACAUCCGUGAUGGUAUAUAUAAUCCCCCCUACUGUGAGCACGUAGGCGUACUCGUCCAGCAGGUGGGGGCUAAUGACGCGGCGGCGGUGGUUCUUCUCCUUGAAGUGCGGAUCCGGGAAGAGGAAGAACAUCUUCGUCAGCUGCCCCUUGUGGAAGUAAUUGGGGAUGUAUUUCAUGGAAUUGGUCCUCACCACGGAGGCGUUGUGGUAGUGGCCGGGAUUGGAGGCGCGGAGGGCGAGGAUGCGUUCCUUGACGUACUCGGUGACCUUGUCCCUCAGCUCCAUGCCGACCAUCAGCGUGGCGGGGAAGAGCGGCGCCAGCGCGAUCAGAAGCCCUCCGAAGCCGCAACCGACGUCGGCGAACUCGAUUUUUUGGGAACGAUCGGAGAAUCCUGGGAAGUGGAGGGAGUAAUCGAAUUGAGCGGGGGAGAUUGGGACGGGGAAAUGGGAAUCACUGAGGGGGUUGCUGUGCGCGCGGGCGCGGUAGAAGCGCUUCCGGGGAAGCCCGGUGGUUUUGCUGUGGGUCGGAUUCAGAUUCGGGUCGUGGUCCGGCAUUGCCGACGGCGGUGGUGGUUGCAGCGUCGAACGGUGACGGUGAGGUCUUUCCUUUCUUCUAUUCUAGUCAGUGUCGGUCUAGGGUUAGGGUUAGGGUUAGGGUUAGGUUGAAUGAAGCUUCUUCCUAUAAUACAAGCAAAGCGAGAAAACCCUUGGUGGAUCCUAAACCCUAACACGUAUGGAUAUGCGCUGGAGACCAAGUGAGGCUUAAGGAGAUUCAAAUACACUGACGGCCGCCGUUAUGCGUAUUAUAUUUAUCGUUUAUAUGUAGAGGGAUUUUACAGGGUUAA
Andrographis paniculata is the source of this 3525-nucleotide messenger RNA. RefSeq lists its product as uncharacterized. Bases 123 to 2453 code for a protein of 776 amino acids. The record is from RefSeq and is a predicted model, not a curated record. The transcript has 6 exons. Lineage: Eukaryota; Viridiplantae; Streptophyta; Magnoliopsida; Lamiales; Acanthaceae.